UUUUGAUCUGACUCUGGCCCAUGCAAGCACGAUGGAGGACAGCCUUUUAGCAUCAUACGCGAGCUUGGCAAUGACAGACCCCGGAGCCUUGCCUGCCCCGCAGCUGGCCCCUGCCGUCCUCACCUCCAGUCACACUUCGAAGCAGUGCAGUCGCGUUGCAAGUUUGCAAAUUGCCACAGCUAUUUAGUCCCAGAGAAGGCAGUUGCAACUUGCAAGUCGCCCUCAAUCUGCCCAGCCCAGACCGCAGAACACCCACCCACCUAUUGUUGUUAACCAACUGUUGGUGUCUUCUUUUAUUUCUCUUCUCUUCUGGGAUACCACCCAUACCUACCUAGUCGAUGGUGGGAAACAUACAUCAUUAAUUACCCACAACACCUAAUCAGCAUAUCUACAAGUUGGAUAACCCCCUUUGGACAUCGACACCUGAUACAUCCACCCUUCUCGGGACCCGACGGUCACGGCGUAGCAAUGCACACGGAACUGCGCGGGCGUCUCCUACGUGACAUUGCCGAGCUCAAGUUGGACCCGUAUCCCAACAUCGCCCUCCAUGCGCGCGACGACAAUAUCGACGAGGCCUGCCUCGUCCUGACCCCCGAGGGAUGGAUCUCGCUGCACCUGACUGUCAUUUUCACGAACCGAUACCCCCUGGACCCCCCAAUCGUCCGCAUGGACUCGAGUGUGCGCCACCCCAACGUCUUCCAAGAAUACAUAUGCGCCUCCAUCCUCAACACCACCGAGGGCUACACCCCCGCCUACACCCUCAAGGGCAUUGCCAUCCAGCUGCUCAGCUUCUUCAACAGCGCCAGCAUCGACCAGGAACACGGUAUGACCGUCAGCCUCGACUGGUACCGCACCCAGUCUUCCGAAGAGUCUCAACGCACCCCAUUUGCUUGCGACAGGUGCGGCUUUUCGUCGCAAGGCUCUGAACCCUCGUCUACCCACGUCCCAUCUGCCCGCAGCCCACUUGCUCGCAUGGCCACGACCGCACGCCCCGAAAAGUGUUUCAUCGACGGCUUGCCUAACGAAUUGCUACUUCAGGUUGUCGAGUCGCUCGAGUUCAAGGACCUCGUCAGCUUCUCGAGUGCCUGGCCCAGGCUGAGCCAGCUGAUCACCAUCUUCGAUGUCGUGCGCAUGCGCGAGAUGCAGUGCUUCGUUCUGAAGGAGAACUAUCUGACGACAAAACUCGGCGUCGGCGUGUCGGCGGGCGGUCGGGGUGUGAAGGCCAAGCUGCAGUCCGAAUUCGACCUGCUGUCGCAGAAAGCCUACAACACCCUCCACGUCCGCUCCUCAGUCCACAACAUCUCCUUCACACACUGGCUGCCACUGCCCAUCUCUCCGGGCCACUGGCGCCGCGUCGAGGCCGAUGUCCGGGACUCGCUGCAAACCAUAUCCCAGUUUGCCCGCACCGGCGGUUCGGCCACCGUCAUGUACGCCUUCAUGAACGACAUUGUCGUCCGCCUGAACGCCGACCUCGAGCGCAGCAACGGCGUGCGGGGCUACUCGCGCAAGAGUACGCUGCGCCACGCCUCGGAAAAGGCCAUCGAGUCGUACUUCCACCUCUUCCACCUGCUCCUCUGCCUGGCCACGAGCCCCACGGGCCCCGCUGAGUUCCGCGACAUUGUGCGCGACGCCAACCGCAUGAUCAGGUCCUUCAUGUCGGGCAAGACGGGCAAGGCCGACCACCCGAACCUGGGCUACCUGCUGAUCGCCCUGCUCAUCAGCGACAUCGACCCGACCGAGGAGCUCAUGAAGGCCAUCGUCGUCGAGACCAUCACGCGCAACGUCGUCUGGCUGCUCGACGGCAGGGGCGCCGGCAUGGCCGAGCUCGCCUACCUGGAGCCGGCCAAAGUCUGCGAGUACCGCCUCAAGAAGACGUUUGAGGGGUCCCGGACCUCGUACCGACUGCUGAUGUUUUCCGAGCUGUUUCGGCGCGCCGCGAGGCCCAGCAUCUCGCUGCCAUCGCUAACGGACGCCACUGCUGCCAAGAGCAGCGGCGCGACUAAGAAGUCGCUCAGCGAGCUCCGCGACGAGCUCUUCACGCGUCACGGCGGCGCGCCGUUCGCCGCGGCGGCGCACAUGGCGGCCGAAGUGCGGCGGCUGCAGCAGAUCGACGACUUCCCGUCCUUCCUGAAGGAGAUGGGCGUGACGAUCCCGACCCAGGCGCGCUUCACCGAGGUGCUGCGCGGCUGCGUGCAGGCCAGCAUGGACCGCGGCUACUCGAAAUAUGGCGCGUCGAUGGCCGCCCUCGCCAGCCUCCGCCUCGCCAGGGACCGCUCCAUUGAUCCCGCCGCCGUCGUGGCGGAUAUGACGGCGCGCGGCAUUACGGAGCGGCCGCUCGCUCAGCGCGUCGAGUUGGAUAUCAGUGCGGGACGUAUUGGCUUCUUUAUUUCCAAGGACAAGCCGGGCAACGGUAGAGCGCGGCCCGGGCGGGCGUGAGUGUCAGUUGCUGGGUACAUGUUGGUGCUGUUUCACAUCGUUGUGUCGUUGUAGCGGGGCUAGAGCAGCACGAGUCGGGGUGGAGCUUCCCACUUUCAGCGUACUGGAGUGUUAACUGCUUUCCUGUAGUAUCGAACUAAAUAUUGCAUCAGACGGGCAUUGGGCCAGCAAGUAUUCUUUGGAGAGACCUUUGGCACAAGAUAGAGAGACGAUUCCCUGCCUGAGGGACCAAGACAGCGGGUGCAAUCAACGCCCGCCGCAGUCUAAAAUGAUUAUUAUUCACCAGCAUAACGCAAUCGUACCAACCGUGCUGAAG
Messenger RNA from Lasiosphaeria miniovina, 2752 nucleotides. RefSeq lists its product as uncharacterized. Bases 469 to 2436 code for a protein of 655 amino acids. Gene Ontology annotation, biological process: protein polyubiquitination; DNA repair; proteasome-mediated ubiquitin-dependent protein catabolic process. Gene Ontology annotation, molecular function: ubiquitin conjugating enzyme activity; protein binding. The record is from RefSeq and is a predicted model, not a curated record. The transcript has a single exon. Gene Ontology annotation, cellular component: HULC complex. Lineage: Eukaryota; Fungi; Ascomycota; Sordariomycetes; Sordariales; Lasiosphaeriaceae.